UUAUUUUGUGUGGUUUUGUUGUUGUUUUGUUUAUUAUGCAUUUGUUUUUUAUUGUUUGAGUUGGCGAGUUUGUGCGUUACAUUAAAUCCAAACCAUUUCGGCAGACGUGGUUCGCAAUCGCGGUUAAUAAUUGCAUGGCGGGAAUUAAAGUUAAAUAAGAAAAUGUGCGACAAGUCAAUAGCAAUACAAACGAACAAUUAUUGCUAACGUUAUCGGGCCAAGGCACAAAAACAUUCCAUGCAUCAUCAACAGCGCCUGCGGGCAAAUGGUGGACGCGGAGGAUCCGGAUUGGUUUCAGGAUCGGGAACCGGAAUGGGAACGGGAGGACAUCCGCCCCUGUGCGCCCAUUGCCGGGGUCAACUGCUGCCCCAUCCGGAGGAGCCCAUCGUGAUGGCCUUGGGCCAGCAAUGGCACUGCGAUUGCUUCCGCUGCUCCGUUUGCGAGGGCCACCUGCACAACUGGUACUUCGAGCGCGAGGGACUACUGUACUGCCGGGAGGACUACUACGGCCGGUUCGGUGAUGCCUGCCAGCAGUGUACGGCCAUUAUUACCGGGCCCGUCAUGGUCGCCGGCGAACAUAAAUUCCAUCCAGAGUGCUUCUGCUGCACAGCAUGUGGCUCCUUCAUCGGCGAGGGUGAAUCGUAUGCGCUGGUCGAGCGAUCGAAGCUCUACUGUGGCCAGUGCUACGGCAAGCGUUCCUGCCAGCCGGCGGAUGCCAAGGCGCGGAUCACGACGGCCGGCAAGCCGAUGCACUCCAUCCGGCUGGUCGAGAUCCCCAAGGACGCCACCCCGGGCCUGAGGGUCGACGGAGUCGCCCUGGACGACGGCUGUCCCACAGUCCGCAUUACAGACCUGUUCUGUAACUUCUUCUUUUGGCUGACCUCGGUGGCGGAACAGUGCUGUGGGGCGCCAUAUAGGAUCGAUGUAAAUCUUACGAAUUUGCACAUUGGCGAUCGCAUACUGGAGGUGAACGGCACGCCCGUUAGUGAUUCCUCAGUGGAGCAGAUCGAUAAACUGAUCCGCAGCAAUGAGAAGAUGCUCCAGCUGACGGUGGAACAUGAUCCGGUGCAAGUGUGCCGCUCCUGCAGCCAGGCGGACAUCCAAAGGGCCAUGUCUGCGUCCACACUCAUCCUGCCGCUCAGCACAUCGGCAUCCAGUGUGGAGGUGGGCAGGGAGCGGCUCUACAAGACACCGGGCGAACAGGGAUCGAAGGCCAGGAAACUGAGGCAAGUCACCAAUGUCUCAACCACCAUACCACCGCCAGCCGCCGCCACCACCGCCGCCGGAGGAGGAGCUAUCGCAAUGACGCAACUGAAGGAGAAGGAGCGCUGCUCCAGUCUCUCCAAGUUGCUCGAUGAACAGCAUCAGGCGCAACAGCAUUCGGCCCACCCGCAGCUCUACGAUCUGUCCAGAACGCAAUCCUGUCGUGUGGUCCAGAAACCCCAGCGGAUCUUUCGUGCAUCGGAUCUUGUGAUAGGCGAAAAGCUGGGCGAGGGCUUCUUUGGCAAGGUGUUCAAGGUGACCCAUCGGCAGAGUGGCGAGGUGAUGGUACUCAAGGAACUGCAUCGUGCCGACGAGGAGGCCCAAAGGAAUUUCAUCAAGGAGGUGGCCGUCCUUCGUCUGCUGGACCAUCGGCAUGUGCUCAAGUUCAUUGGUGUGCUGUACAAGGAUAAGAAACUGCACAUGGUCACGGAAUAUGUGGCCGGCGGUUGUCUCAAGGAGCUUAUCCACGAUCCAGCGCAGAUUCUGUCCUGGCCGCAGCGCGUCUGCCUGGCCAGGGAUAUUGCCUGCGGCAUGAGCUACCUGCACUCGAUGAACAUCAUCCAUCGCGAUCUGAAUUCGAUGAAUUGCCUGGUGCGCGAGGAUCGAUCGGUUAUAGUGGCGGACUUUGGACUGGCACGCAGUGUGGAUGCACCGCGCCUGCCCGGUGGAGUGUCAUCCACGGACCGCGGUGGCAAUAUGACGCCGGGCGGUUAUGGUUCAGGAGCUGGCAGCGAUGCGGCCAUGUCGCCGAGCGGAACUCUGAGGCGCAGCAAGAGCAGGCAGCGCCGGCAGCGGUACACCGUGGUGGGCAAUCCCUACUGGAUGGCGCCCGAGAUGAUGAAGGGCCUCAAGUACGACGAGAAGGUCGACGUCUUCUCCUUCGGCAUCAUGCUGUGUGAGAUCAUUGGCCGAGUGGAAGCCGAUCCCGAUUUCAUGCCCCGCAACUCAGACUUCAGUCUCAAUCAGCAGGAGUUUCGUGAGAAGUUCUGCGCCCAGUGUCCGGAGCCUUUCAUAAAAGUGGCCUUUGUGUGCUGCGACCUCAAUCCGGAUCUGCGUCCUUGCUUCGAAACCCUGCACGUGUGGCUUUUGCGGCUGGCCGACGAUCUGGCCGCCGAGCGUGUGCCACCCGAGCGCCUGCUGCACGAGAUCGAGACCUUCCAUGAGUGGUAUGCCAGCUCCGAGGAUGCCCUGUCACCCACCUCCCAGCGCAGCUUGAAUAACCUCGAUGAGCUGGUGAAGAUUGCGGCGGAAUCGGAAGUUUCCAGCGUGGAAAAGGAGAAGGAGAACCUGGUGAUCAAGCCGCAGGAUAUACCCAAAUCGCCGCAUCUCGGCAAGGAUUUCUCGCCGAGUGGCGAGCGAUUGCGUGACAGUAUGCGGGCCAGGCGUCGCCAGCGCUUUCUGGGCGCCCAGGAGGAGCGUCGUAAUCUCACCCCCGAGACCGAGUCCAAGGAGAGGGCUUUGAAGAAGGCCUUGAAGAAGUGUCGCCCGUUUGGCGAACGAGGUUACCUGGUGGACCUGCGACCCGGGGCCGAACUGCAGCUGCAGGAUGUAAGGGAUUUGAACACCUAUUCCGAUGUUGAUUCCAGCUGCGAUACGAGUUUGAAUUACCACGAAGUGAACAAUUUGCCAGCCCCGCAAGAGGAUGAGAAGCCCGUCGUCGAGCAGGCGACCAAGGAGGAACUGAACGAGAGCACAAACAGAGCCGAUCCCCAGCACCAUCGCCUGGCCAUCGACGAUAUGCGCAAUCGGUUGCAUCAGUGCCGCAGCAAGUUCGAGCAUUUGGAGGAGGCCAGCAGGCGGAACUUCAACCAGUCGCAGCACUCUAUGAGGAACUUUUUUAAGACACCCCCCGUGGCCCUUAAGAUGUUCCAGCGCUUGGAGCACGAGGCUGCCGCCCUGAAUGGUGGCAAUAAUUGCCCACCGCCGCCACCGCGCACUCAGCGCAUCAAUCAGACGCCUAUAUUUGGAAGAAAGAAUCCGCCCGUGUCGAUGGUGGGGCAAAAACUGCAGCAUGCCGAAUCCCUGGAGAACCUGGCCACCAGCGGCGUUGGCAAACAGUUGGCCACACCAGCGCCGAAGAGGAGCAAGGCCACGGCGACGACGACAAAGAGCCAGAUCAGUAGUAGCACCAGCAGUAGUACCAACCCGCCACUCUUCCUGCCGCCCACCUUGAAUAGCAAUGGCAAUGUGACCAACACCACCACCACCACCGCCGCUAGUUGUCCACCAACCGCCUCGGAUUGGCUGCCCAAGAAGCACAAGCUGACGCUGCCACUUCCGCCGCAGCUGCCAACACAGCGGGCAAGCAACAAUCAUCGCCAGCCCACGAGCAAUGGCAAAGGAAAGCCACUAAAGGCGCCGCCAAGUCGCCAGGCCCAAGGAAACCCCGCCAGCAACUGCGUCUCUCCCACCAGAAGCAACCGCCCCGGGUCGCCCAGCAAGCAUCUAGCCCAGAGGCACACCGCUGCCACGGCCCAGCGAUUGACAAAUGCGGUGGCUGCUCACCAACAGCAGCAGCAGCAACAGUCCUCGAAGACGACGCGCCUGAACAUCCUGAGUCCGGAGAAGGUACAUCGCCUGGGAGCCCGCCUCAGCGAUCAGAAGCAGAAGAUGCGCGAGGAGGCAGCGGCGACAGCCUCAUCCCUUGGAGCAAUAGGAGCAGGAGCAGGAUCUGUGGCCUCGACAGCGGCGGGUUCUUUGAAUGGUCACCUGCAGGGUCAUCGAACUGGGACCGCCGGAUCGGCGAGUCCGGCGGGCAUGGAAAGGAGAAGGCGGGCCGCACCACCGCCACCCGUUCGCACGCAUUUCAAUACGCGCUGCUAGCCCUGGAUAUUGGCCAUACGCUAUAUACUCCAUGUACUCGGUUGUCAAGUGUUGUGCGCAAUUUAUUGUUCCACUCAGGAAGCUGUUGUUUUACUGACUAACUGUCGUAAUAAGCCCAACUUUUUUCACAAUGUAACUGUUGUAAGUCGUAAUAACGUUCACAUUUGUACUUUACAAAAAGAAACUAUCCAUAUUCCUAGUAUAGCCCGAAAUUUCUGUAACAUUUUUCCAUAGUCAUUCUGUAUAACAUGACAUUUUGUAUAA
Molecule: messenger RNA, 4350 nt
Organism: Drosophila subpulchrella
Lineage: Eukaryota; Metazoa; Arthropoda; Insecta; Diptera; Drosophilidae
Gene: LIMK1
Product: LIM domain kinase 1
Exons: 6
Coding region: 238-4086 (1282 amino acids)
Biological process (GO): protein phosphorylation; actin cytoskeleton organization
Cellular component (GO): nucleus; cytoplasm
Molecular function (GO): ATP binding; protein binding; protein serine/threonine kinase activity
Source: RefSeq, a predicted model, not a curated record